UCGAGGCGUCGGACAUGCUGAAGCCUGGAGAGCCGGGCGGCUCAGCCUUCCUCAAAGUGGACCCAGCCUACCUGCAGCACUGGCAGCAACUCUUUCCCCACGGCGCCGGCGGCCCGUUCAAGGGCGGAGGCCCCGCCGGCCCCCUGGGCGCGCCGCAGCCUCUCCAGCCGCCACCGCCGCCGCCGCCCCCGGAGCGCCCCGAACCCCCACUCGACAGCCUGCGCCCGCGACCCGCCUCGCUCUCCUCCGCCUCGUCCACCCCGGCCUCCUCGUCCUCCUCGUCCUCCGCCUCGGCCUCCUCUGCCUCCUCGUGCGCCGCGGCCGCCGCCGCUGCCGCUGCCGCCGCGGCGCUGGCGGGGCUCUCGGCCCUGCCCGUGGCGCAGCUGCCCGUGUUCGCGCCCCUGGCCGCCGCCGCGGUGGCCGCCGAGCCGCUGCCCCCCAAGGACCUGUGCCUCGGCGCGGCCUCGGGCCCAGGGCCCGCCAAGUGCGGCGGCGACGGCCGGGGCGCCGCGCGCUUCCGCUGCAGCGCAGAGGAGCUGGACUAUUACCUGUACGGGCAGCAGCGCAUGGAGAUCAUCCCACUCAACCAGCACGCCAGCGACCCCAACAACCGUUGCGACAUGUGCGCGGACAACCGCAACGGCGAGUGCCCGAUGCACGGGCCGCUGCACUCGCUGCGCCGGCUCGUGGGCACCAGCAGCGCCGCGGCCGCCGCGCCCCCGCCGGAGCUGCCCGAGUGGCUGCGGGACCUGCCGCGCGAGGUGUGCCUGUGCACCAGCACCGUGCCGGGCCUGGCCUACGGCAUCUGCGCGGCGCAGAGGAUCCAGCAGGGCACGUGGAUCGGGCCCUUCCAGGGCGUGCUCCUGCCCCCGGAGAAAGUGCAGGCAGGCGCCGUGAGGAACACGCAGCAUCUCUGGGAGAUAUAUGAUCAAGAUGGGACACUUCAGCACUUUAUUGAUGGUGGGGAGCCUAGUAAGUCGAGCUGGAUGAGGUAUAUCCGAUGUGCGAGGCACUGCGGAGAACAGAACCUAACAGUAGUUCAGUACAGGUCGAAUAUAUUCUACCGAGCCUGUAUAGAUAUCCCCAGGGGUACCGAGCUUCUGGUGUGGUACAAUGACAGCUAUACGUCUUUCUUUGGGAUCCCCUUACAAUGCAUUGCCCAGGAUGAAAACUUGAAUGUACCCUCCACGGUCAUGGAAGCCAUGUGCAGACAGGACACGCUGCAGCCAUUCAGCAAGAGCAGCAAGCUGCCCGCCGCCUCCCAGCCCCGCUCUGUCGUCUUCCCGCAGACUCCCUGCAGCAGGAACUUCUCGCUGCUGGACAAGUCUGGGCCCAUGGAAUCGGGCUUUAACCAGAUCAAUGUGAAGAACCAGCGAGUGCUUGCCAGCCCCACCUCCACCAGCCAGCUGCACUCGGAGUUCAGUGACUGGCACCUGUGGAAGUGCGGCCAAUGCUUCAAGACCUUCACGCAGCGGAUCCUACUGCAGAUGCACGUGUGCACCCAGAACCCAGACAGACCCUACCAGUGUGGUCACUGCUCCCAGUCCUUUUCCCAACCUUCAGAGCUGCGGAACCACGUCGUCACACACUCCAGUGACCGACCCUUCAAGUGCGGCUACUGCGGUCGAGCCUUUGCCGGAGCCACUACCCUCAACAACCACAUCCGAACCCACACUGGAGAGAAGCCCUUCAAGUGCGAGAGGUGUGAACGGAGCUUCACACAGGCCACCCAGCUGAGCCGACACCAGAGGAUGCCCAAUGAGUGCAAGCCGAUAACCGAGAGUCCGGAAUCAAUUGAAGUGGAUUAACUGAUUGACUGGUUGGAAUUAAACUGCAAGGAAAGUCAUGAUUAAAUGUCACGGACACUUAAGCAAAACCAAAGAUUUCCUCUGAGCAACUUUCAAUCAGUCCCAGAAAACCAAAAGCCGUAAUAAAAUAAGUAAGAUGUUAAGAGAUAUUGAUCCCGGCGUGGAAGUCAGACCAGGAAACAGAUUAUUUAUUUAUGAGUGGGAAUGAGACUCAUUUCAGUGGACCGUGGACCAGGGGUGGCCGAACAUUUGCAGUCCUCCCACCGUGUAUUUGCUUUGUUUCUAAAAAGCUUUUUAAAGAAUUGUUAUUUAAUACCAAAGGGAGGAAUGGGUGUGGGCUGCUGUGCCCACAGUUGCAACUAAGAAUGCACAGGGACUUGGAUCUUGUGGCACCUUUUUUUUUUUUUUUUUUUUAGCAUGUUUCAAGGGGACUUGGUAUAGAGCCCUGCCUCCUGCUGUUUCAAUUGGGCCUGACCUGCUGCUAAGUGCCCUGACACUGGGCGGAGGCAGAGGCGAAAGAGAGAGUCUCGCCCACGCCGUGUGUGCCCAUGUUUGCCAUGCUCGCUUCUCAUGAGUUUUUUUUCCCAACAGCUUGGUCUUGAAGAAGCAGGCGAGCUGUGAUGAGGAGCCGAGAGCUUUCACUUUCCGAUUGCAAAGGAAGAGGUUGGGGCAGGGGAGGGAGGGGUUGUCCUUCGUGCUGUCUGGAUUUCCCAACUGUUAAAAAUAUACGGGGCUUUAUCAUGCGGUAUAUUGCUCUGAAUA
Ochotona curzoniae (black-lipped pika) is the source of this 2570-nucleotide messenger RNA. RefSeq names its product PR/SET domain 6 (gene PRDM6). The transcript has 7 exons. Gene Ontology annotation, molecular function: protein binding; histone methyltransferase activity. Bases 15 to 1808 code for a protein of 597 amino acids. The record is from RefSeq and is a predicted model, not a curated record. Gene Ontology annotation, cellular component: nucleus. NCBI's taxonomy places the organism in Eukaryota, Metazoa, Chordata, Mammalia, Lagomorpha, Ochotonidae.